GUGGAGGGAUUGGCAGAGAGGGGGUGGAGGACACUGAAUGGAGGCCAGUGGAGGGAUUGGCAGAGAGAACGGUGGCGGACACUGAGUGGAGGCCAGUGGAGGGAUUGGCAGAGAGGGGUGGAGGACACUGAGUGGAGGCCAGUGGAGGGAUUGGCAGAGAGGGGUGGAGGACACUGAAUGGAGGCCAGUGGAGGGAUUGGCAGAGAGGGGUGGAGGACACUGAAUGGAGGCCAGUGGAGGGAUUGGCAGAGAGGGGUGGCAGAUACAGAACGGUUGCCUGCGGUGAGGCUGGCCAGUGAGGAGGGAGUUACAAUAGUUGAGG
This is a messenger RNA of Staurois parvus, 322 nucleotides long. Lineage: Eukaryota; Metazoa; Chordata; Amphibia; Anura; Ranidae. The record is from the annotation of a GenBank genome assembly.